Messenger RNA from Neltuma alba, 1497 nucleotides. RefSeq names its product pentatricopeptide repeat-containing protein At5g09450, mitochondrial. The coding region runs from base 29 to 1261 and encodes 410 amino acids. Gene Ontology annotation, molecular function: protein binding. Lineage: Eukaryota; Viridiplantae; Streptophyta; Magnoliopsida; Fabales; Fabaceae. The transcript has 3 exons. Gene Ontology annotation, cellular component: mitochondrion. The record is from RefSeq and is a predicted model, not a curated record.
CAAGCUCAACCGAGAAGGAACAGCGCCAAUGGCUUCUCGCUCCAUGGCCUUCACUCUCAGACAGUGGUUUCGAAAUAAUGGGAUUGUCAGUGGCAAUUAUCGUUCACUGUCUAUCGUCAGUGGAGCGAAUAUCUCUAGAUUUCUCUCUUCGCGAGCGUUGGGAACUGAUCUUGUGGAAGAGACUUCAAACUCUUCGGAGGGUGACGACGACCUGAGGAGCAGACUGUUCAGGCUGAGGCUACCAAAGCGAAGCGCCACCAAUGUUCUUCAGAAAUGGGUCAGCGAAGGCAAUCACAUUUCGGGGUCCGAGCUUCGGGAAAUUUCCAGAGAACUCAGAAAAUCUCAACGUUACAAACACGCAUUGGAGAUAUCUGAAUGGAUGGUUACCCAUGAAGAAUACGAGUUAUCAGACUCCGACUAUGCAAUCCGCAUAGACCUUAUGACCAAAGUUUUUGGCAUUGAUGCUGCGGAGCGCUAUUUUGAGGGCCUACCUCUCUCUGCAAAGACAAGCGAAACCUAUACUGCCCUCCUUCAUUCAUAUGCAGGAGCCAAAUUCACUGAAAAGGCUGAGGAGCUUUAUCAAAGGAUAAAAAAUUCAAACCUGUCUUUUAAUGCCCUCAUGUACAAUGAAAUGAUGACUCUAUACAUGUCAGUUGGGCAGGUUGAAAAGGUCCCAUUGGUUGUUGAAGAUCUAAAACAGCAGAAGGUUUUACCAGAUAUCUUCACUUACAAUUUGUGGAUUAGUUCUUGUGCUGCUACUCUUAAUAUUGAUGAAGUUAAAAGGAUACUCCAUGAAAUGAGUCAUGAUGCUGGUUCUAAUGAAAGUUGGAAGAGAUAUGCUGACCUCGCCAAUGUAUACGUUACUGUGGGGCAUCUUGAUAAUGCAAGCUCCAACUCACUUGUCGAACCUGAGAAAAGGAUCACCCAAAGAGAAUGGAUUACCUAUGACUUCCUAAUCAUACAAUAUGCCGGAUUGGGAAGUAAGGAUAAAAUCGAUCAGAUAUGGAAAUCCCUCAGAAUGACUAAACAGAAAAUGCUUAGCAGGAAUUAUAUAUGCAUUCUUUCUUCAUAUCUGAUGCUAGGUCACAUGGAAGAAGCAGCAGAAGUUAUUGAUCAAUGGACGCAAUCUACAGACACAGAUUUUGACGUGCAUGCCUGUGAAAAGCUUAUAGGUGCAUUUACAGACAUGGGGUUGACUGAAAUAGCUGACAACUUCAAUAGAAUUCUCAUCCAGAAGAAGCUCAAUUCGGAAAAUAAUUGACUAAAUUGAUAGUUCUGUUGACAUUAAUAAAUGUGAUCCGAGCGUCAAACAGUUUGUAGAUUUCAGAUUAAUCUUGUGCUGACAUGAAGAAGAGAAUGUAUUUAUAUAUUAUUUUCAUUUGCAGUUCAUUGAUCCAUCUUCAACAUGUAUCCUACGGGUUGGAAUUGGGUGACAGUUUUGCAUUGAUUUGUUGAGAUGUAAGCUUCCAUUGCUCCUCAAUUUUAUGCUGCUGCUGC